UUUUUUUUUCUCGAAUUUUUGCCGAACUUGUGUUUGCUUUUUUGGGUCGCUCGCGUGCGCUGUGCAUAUUGGAAAUCGCUUCCCCCAUUUACCACCCACUUUGCCCACAAAAACAAAAAAAAAACACGCCAAAUAACAACAAAAAGCGGGCAGAGAAUUCUAAUUAAGUGUGCGCGCUAAUGCGUUAAACUGCUACCCAAUUUGUUUUUAAGCCAAAGUGAAAAUGCCUUUGUAGUGCGUUGGCUGCAUCGCUUUCCAUUCGAGUGCAAAUUACAUCUAUAAGUACGCCUAAUCAGCCGAUUACUGUCAUCGCAAACACGAGCCAACCCAACGCGGCAUUUGAUGACCACACAAAUGAGUGCCAGAUCGAACUGAGACCGAUUUGGGAUAAGACACGCUCGCCCAAUUACCUGUCACUGACCAACCACUUGGCCAGUCAGCUCAAGAAGCAGAAGCAGACGUAUCGUCAUCGGAAACAGGGCGAACCUUCACCAUGGGCAAGAAGAACUCAAAAUUGAAGCAGGACACCAUCGAUCGGCUGACAACGGACACAUACUUCACUGAAAAGGAAAUUCGCCAAUGGCACAAGGGCUUUCUCAAAGACUGUCCGAAUGGCUUGCUGACCGAACAAGGCUUCAUCAAAAUCUAUAAGCAAUUCUUCCCCGACGGAGACCCCAGCAAGUUUGCCUCCCUGGUCUUUCGUGUCUUCGACGAGAAUAACGAUGGCGCCAUUGAGUUCGAGGAGUUCAUUCGGGCCCUGUCCAUCACAUCACGCGGAAACCUGGACGAGAAGCUGCACUGGGCUUUCCGGCUGUACGACGUGGACAACGAUGGCUACAUAACCCGCGAGGAGAUGUACAACAUAGUGGACGCCAUCUACCAGAUGGUAGGACAACAGCCGCAGACGGAGGACGAGAACACGCCGCAGAAGCGGGUGGACAAGAUCUUCGAUCAGAUGGACAAGAACCACGACGAUCGACUGACGCUGGAGGAGUUCCGCGAGGGCAGUAAAGCUGAUCCACGUAUAGUGCAGGCGUUAAGUUUAGGUGGUGAUUAACCGCGGGACCUGUAGUCGUGCGGAGGAGGGGCGGGGCGGGAGCGAUAGGGACGGCGUUGGGAGGCAACAACGAAUCAAGGAUCCGGAGGGUCAAAGGUCGCCCCACAAGCACGUCCUCACCACGCCCGUGUACCAUAUGCCAUUUGACCUUUUUGGGGGGUCAGUUCGAUAGCGCCCAUCCUCCCCAACCUCCCACACACAACCACACCACCACAUACACACACACACACACACACGCACACACACAGAGUUUAGACCCUUGAGAACUCGUCUUAAGUGAAAUUCCAACUAAUAGCUAAUUAUUUACGCAUAUAUACAUGAUUUUCUAUUAACAACAAACAGCGCAGCCGCAUAAAGCUGAAAAACAAAACUGGUUAAUGAACAAUUCGUAAAUUAGUGGAAAGCAAAACAACACCAAUCUAAGUCGUCAAAAACGCUUUUUUAAACCAAUAUUUAACUCGUAUUUGUGUAUGCGGCAGCGUGGAUGAAUAUAGGUAUUUAAUAAAUGAAAACCUACAUUAAUUAACUAUUAGGCACUUGCUCUAUGAUGAUCUUAGGCAUUUUUAUUGAAAUGCUUGCCAAGCAAACGAGAAACUCAAGUUGACAACUAUCGCAAAGAGUCGCCGAUUAAUUAGGCCAGUGAAUAGUUGCAAUUUUUUUGCGAAAACCAAAAACUAGAGUCAACUGAAGCUACAGCUACUCGACCCAAAAAUAUGAAUAAUACAUAAAGCAGCACCGCCUACUGGCACUUAUGCCUAUAAUAUCUACAUAUAUACUGGUACUUGUACCGAUACUUAUUCGCUAUUGGCUUAGACGCCCCUCCAUUGUUAUUAUAUAUACAUUUUUUUUUUGCCGGGCCAGCUGCUCUAACUGUUGAUAAUCGAACGUGUUGAUAAUCGAAAUUGAAGCUACAAUUAAGCCAAAGUCGCCACACACUGAUACACAGACCUAUUUACUCUCAAGCUAAUCGGAUAAUCGACUCUAUUAACUCAAAGUCCUCAAGAGUCCUGAAAAGUUGUGGACAAACUUGCAUGUGGAUAACGUAGCGCUAUGAAGCAUGCGGCUUGGGUACUCCUCUUGGAUGCCCGAUUCUUCAGUCUCCAUUCUUCAUUCUUCCUCGCAUCGAGCUUGACAAUCAACCUGAUUUUGCUGCAGACCAUCUAAUGGUUCCAAUCACCCCUGCACCCCAAGAUAUCAUCUCAUCGGGCAGCGGAGGAGGCCACUCUUAGAAGAAUCUUUGAUAGAACUUUAAUCCUUUUCUAUGUGUUUAUUGUGCAUGCCUUACCAGAGCAACGAUAAUAUCAAAUUGUGUAUUUCUACUCGUAUUUGUACUUGUUUUUACACAUCACCAGAGCUUGAAACUAUAUCGUAAGGGGGGAAAUCCCUAUAAUGCCUUACCAAAAAACAAACGAAUCUAUCACCCAGUCAUCUCUCUCUCACUCUCUCUCUAUCGCUCCAUCUCUCUCUCUAUCGCUCCAUCUCUCUCUGAUACACACAUAUGAUUUUCGGUUUGAUUAUCCUUUUCGUUUGAUGAGCUUCUUCCCCUUCUAAUUCACAAGAAGAGCCAUCUAAUCACCAUGCUAAAAUAAUUUCUAUAUUUUAUAUGUGGUUCAGCUUUAGAUUGUAAAGGAAGCGUUAUUGUAAAGAUAUUAUCUCAGUAGCCAGUUAACUGAACACGUUUAUAAGAUCCAUAUCCAAUUAUCCCUAUCUAUCCCAUCCAAUCCAACGCCCUCAUCAGCAUUCAUCCCAAAUUGUAGUGUUGCCUUGUAGAAUCUCCACAGUUAGCUUCCCGCUUAGAAAUCCAAACUUUUACCGAAAUCGAUAUGCUAGCUGAGGUUUCAGAUUGGAUCGGCCCUAGAUAAUGCUUAUCUCAUCUCUAUUCCGAUUCCAAAUCCGAUUCCGAGGUUUCCACCAUAUUUUUUUGAUUGCCCAGCACCCGAUACAUAUUUCUAGUUGUACACCCGUAUUUAAAUAUACCUAGAUAAUGGCCAAAUAAAUUGAUAUACACACCUAUAUAUAGAGAGAG
Molecule: messenger RNA, 3083 nt
Organism: Drosophila erecta
Lineage: Eukaryota; Metazoa; Arthropoda; Insecta; Diptera; Drosophilidae
Product: frequenin-1
Exons: 8
Coding region: 494-1057 (187 amino acids)
Molecular function (GO): calcium sensitive guanylate cyclase activator activity; calcium ion binding
Source: RefSeq, a predicted model, not a curated record